GAGUGUCGUCCAAUAACAAUUUGCUUUGUCUCUCCGUGUUAGUCUCUCUCUCACACACACACAAACACACAGAUGAGCCUGAGAAAGAGGUUGCGCUCCGUAUUAAUCUCUUGUCUCAUAUAUCUUUUCUUCUUCUUGUUGGUCUUCUCUCUCUAGCAUACCAUCCAUGGGAGAGCAUGCAAGACCAAAUCCCAAUGAUUUGAUUCGCUUUCUAGGAAUUGCAAACGUCUGCAGGGCAUGCAAAUCCUUCCUCUCCAAAUGCUACCCAGAGAAGCAACCCUUUUUUUUGAAGAAGCCAGCAAACAAACCCAAACCCAAGCCAAUCGAAGAUACCAAGAUCAGCAGAUCAAAGACCAAGAAACAUAAUGCUGGGAGAGAAGUUGAUGACAGACAAGGGAGUGAUUACGACGACACCCAAGCAACAAGAUCGCCCCACCGGGGCUCUGGCUCGUCCCGGCUGUCGAGGAAUCUGAGCUACCACGGCCGGAGCGGAGCAGCUACAGGGCCCCUUUCAAGGAGCCUGAGCCAUAAAGAAUCAACGAGGGGUGCUGCUGUUGGAGGCUUGACACACACGUUUUCGAGAAGCACGAGCAGGGGGAUCGCGGCCCCCAUCAUUUUCUCCAACUCGAGUGGGCUGAUCAAGCCGGCCGCAAUGGAGAAGCAGCUCGAGUGCACCCUCGAGGAGCUCUGCUUCGGUUGCAUCAAGAAGGUCGCCAUCAAAAGAGACGCCGUCAAAGGCAACGGGCAAAUAGUGGAGGAAGAUGAAAUUGUGACGAUCAAAGUGGAGCCGGGAUGGAGGAGAGGCACGAAGAUCACAUUCGAGGGGAAGGGGAAUCAGAUGCCCGGUACAGAAGCCGCGGAUGUAGUAUUCGUGAUAGCAGAGAAAGAACACUCCUUGUUCAAGAGGCAAGAGGAUGAUCUGCAACUGGGAGUUGAGAUCAUGUUGGUGGAUGCUCUAACGGGGUGCGCGCUUCUCCUCCCGUUGCUGGGAGGCGAGACGACCAGCCUCAGAAUAGAGGACGUCGUGCACCCCGGCUACGUGAAGACCAUACAAGGACAAGGCAUGCCAAAGCAACACGAGCCCGGGACAAGAGGGGACUUGAUCGUCAACAUCUCUGCCAAGUUCCCGGAGACGUUGACACAAGAGCAGCGAUCUACUGCUGCUACUAUUUUGCAGCAGACUUGUUAAUUAAUCUACCGUUUCUUCCCCUCUUGAUCUUUUUCUUUACAGAUGCAGAGGUGACUACUAAGAUUUGUACAAAACUAAAGCUGAUCUAUCAUAAGCUGACUUCUAUA
Molecule: messenger RNA, 1296 nt
Organism: Salvia miltiorrhiza (redroot sage)
Lineage: Eukaryota; Viridiplantae; Streptophyta; Magnoliopsida; Lamiales; Lamiaceae
Exons: 3
Coding region: 167-1189 (340 amino acids)
Cellular component (GO): cytosol
Molecular function (GO): protein-folding chaperone binding
Source: RefSeq, a predicted model, not a curated record